Messenger RNA from Synchiropus splendidus (mandarinfish), 1703 nucleotides. RefSeq names its product nuclear prelamin A recognition factor-like (gene ciao3). The record is from RefSeq and is a predicted model, not a curated record. Gene Ontology annotation, cellular component: cytosolic [4Fe-4S] assembly targeting complex. Bases 21 to 1451 code for a protein of 476 amino acids. The transcript has 11 exons. Lineage: Eukaryota; Metazoa; Chordata; Actinopteri; Syngnathiformes; Callionymidae. Gene Ontology annotation, biological process: iron-sulfur cluster assembly. Gene Ontology annotation, molecular function: 4 iron, 4 sulfur cluster binding.
CACACUUUACGGCAGUAGGAAUGGCUUCUGUCUUCAGCGGUGUGUUGCAGUUGACUGACCUCGAUGAUUUCAUCACCCCAUCCCAGGAAUGUGUUAAACCCGUCAAAGUCGAGAAGAAACAGGGCAAAACUGUCGCUAGAAUCCAGAUAGAAAACGAUGGCAGUUAUUUCCAAGUCAACCAGGAUGGUGGGAAGCAGAAACUGGAAAAGGCCAAGAUCACACUGAACGACUGCUUGGCCUGCAGUGGCUGCAUCACCUCAGCUGAGAGCGUUCUCAUCACGCAGCAGAGCCAUGAGGAGCUUUUCAAAGUUCUGCGGAGCAACAAGUCUGGUGAGAGAGAGCAGAGGGUGGUGGUUGUGUCAGUGUCACCUCAGUCCAGAGCCUCCAUCGCAGCUCAUUAUGACCUCAGCAGCAGUGAGACAGGAAGGAGGCUGACCUCAUUUUUUAAAAGCCUUGGAGUCCACCAUGUGUUUGACACAAGCUACAGUCGAACCUUCAGCCUGCUGGAGAGCCAGAGAGAAUUUCUGGAGCGAUAUCGGAAGAAGGAGCAGGAUAAAAAGGCGCUGCCGAUGCUCACGUCCGCCUGCCCAGGCUGGAUCUGCUACGCAGAGAAAACUCACGGAGAGUUCAUCCUGCCCUAUGUCAGCUCCACUCGCUCCCCUCAGCAGAUGAUGGGGUCUCUGGUCAAGGGGUAUUUUGCAGAACAGCAGGGUUUGAGUCCACAGCAGAUCUACCACGUGGCAGUGAUGCCCUGCUUUGACAAAAAACUUGAGGCUUCCAGAUCGGACUUCUACAUGAAUGAAGCUGAGACCAGAGAAGUGGACUGUGUCAUCACCUCGGGUGAGGUACUGAAGAUGCUGGAGGAGGAGAAGGUCUCCCUGAAUGAUCUACAGCCGUCUGCGUUGGAUACCAUGUUCAGCAGUGUGAGUGGGGAUGACUUCCUGUCUCAUGCUGGAGGAGGUUCUGGUGGUUACCUCCAUCAUGUCUUCACUCAUGCAGCCAAGCAGCUGUUUGGAGAGGAGGUCAAGGAACUGACCUACAAAACCCUCAAGAAUAAGGACUUCCAGGAGGUGACCCUGGAGAAAGAUGGCACCACUGUUCUGUGCUUUGCGUUCACCUAUGGUUUCCGGAAUAUCCAGAACCUGGUGCAGAAACUCAAACGUGGCAAAUGUCCGUAUCACUUUGUAGAGGUCAUGGCCUGCCCUUCAGGUUGUCUGAACGGUGGGGGGCAGGUGAAGCCUAAACCAGGUCAGAACCCCAAAGAGCUGCUGCAGAAGGUUGAGGAGCUCUACAAAGCGGAGCUCGUCCAGGAGCCCGAAGAUGCCACCAGCGUGGCGGAGCUGUACCAGUCAUGGCUGAAGCGUGUGGGUGAGGAAAAAGCCAGAGAGCUGCUGCACACCAAGUACCACAUGGUUGAGAAGAUGACCAACGGACUGACCAUGAAGUGGUGACACUUUCUUAGCGCUGAAUGUGACCAGCUCCUUUCAAAGGCAUCAGCAACCGUACAAUCAGAAUACACAGAGUUAGUAUGUAUAAUCAUUUUUUAAACAUAAAUUAAUAUAAAUAUAUGUUCACAAGUUACAGUAUUGUUGCGUUUAUUCAUUUCCUUUCACUUCUUUGUGGAGCUUCAGUCGCAUAAGACCAUUCGGGGCUGAUGUUUCGGCAAGAAAAUGACCAAUAAAAAAGCGCCAUUUACUACUCAA